This is a messenger RNA of Caretta caretta (loggerhead turtle), 1478 nucleotides long. It is a transcript of the gene ACTA2, whose product is annotated as actin alpha 2, smooth muscle. The record is from RefSeq and is a predicted model, not a curated record. Lineage: Eukaryota; Metazoa; Chordata; Testudines; Cheloniidae.
GGUUCUGCUAGACUGAGAGAUGGAGUGAAGUCUGUCUCUGCUCCUUGUUUGGGAAGCUAGUGGGAGGGAACAGGCCAAGGGGCUAUAUAAACAGCUUUCAGCUUCACAGUGUACCGUCCCAGAGCAGCUAUCCCCAGCCAAGCACUGUCAGGGACUGUUUUUGUCUGAAAGGCCUGAGGACAUUGACUUAGAAGAUGUGCGAGGAAGAGGACAGCACUGCCCUGGUUUGUGACAAUGGAUCAGGACUUUGUAAGGCUGGCUUUGCUGGGGAUGAUGCUCCAAGAGCAGUUUUUCCUUCCAUUGUGGGUCGUCCCAGGCACCAGGGCGUGAUGGUGGGUAUGGGUCAAAAAGACAGCUACGUAGGGGAUGAAGCUCAAAGCAAGAGAGGUAUCCUGACUUUGAAAUACCCCAUAGAACAUGGCAUCAUCACAAACUGGGAUGACAUGGAGAAGAUCUGGCAUCAUUCUUUCUACAAUGAGCUGCGUGUUGCCCCUGAAGAGCACCCUACUCUGCUUACUGAGGCUCCAUUGAAUCCAAAAGCCAACCGAGAGAAAAUGACCCAGAUAAUGUUUGAGACCUUCAAUGUACCAGCCAUGUAUGUAGCUAUUCAGGCUGUUCUGUCCCUCUAUGCUUCUGGACGUACCACGGGGAUUGUACUAGACUCUGGUGAUGGUGUCACCCACAAUGUGCCAAUCUAUGAAGGCUAUGCCCUGCCCCAUGCCAUCAUGCGUCUGGACCUAGCUGGCCGAGACUUAACCGACUACCUCAUGAAAAUUCUCACUGAACGUGGCUAUUCCUUUGUGACUACUGCUGAACGUGAAAUUGUCCGUGACAUCAAGGAGAAGCUGUGUUAUGUGGCCCUGGACUUUGAAAAUGAGAUGGCCACUGCUGCUUCUUCCUCCUCUCUGGAGAAGAGCUAUGAACUGCCUGAUGGGCAGGUGAUCACCAUAGGUAAUGAGCGUUUCCGCUGCCCUGAGACCCUAUUCCAACCUUCCUUCAUUGGCAUGGAGUCUGCUGGCAUUCAUGAAACUACUUACAACAGCAUCAUGAAGUGUGAUAUUGAUAUCAGAAAGGACCUUUAUGCAAACAAUGUCCUGUCUGGUGGUACUACGAUGUACCCGGGUAUUGCUGACCGGAUGCAGAAGGAAAUCACUGCUCUGGCUCCCAGUACGAUGAAAAUCAAGAUCAUUGCUCCUCCUGAGCGUAAGUACUCCGUCUGGAUUGGGGGCUCGAUUCUUGCCUCCCUGUCCACCUUCCAGCAGAUGUGGAUCAGCAAACAGGAAUAUGAUGAAGCUGGCCCAUCCAUUGUUCACCGCAAAUGCUUUUAAUCUGCUUAUCUGUAUAUGUAUUUUUCAGCACAUUGCUGUCAAUGUAUUCAGGAAUAAAUACGUUCUUAUCAUUUCAUUCCAAAAUCUUUCAUAAUAAUGGCUCUAAUUGGUUAUGAUGUAUUUUUUGAAUAAAUAGUAAAUAUGCAUCUA